Messenger RNA from Brassica napus (rape), 2269 nucleotides. RefSeq lists its product as uncharacterized. The transcript is spliced from 5 exons. Bases 1359 to 1793 code for a protein of 144 amino acids. NCBI's taxonomy places the organism in Eukaryota, Viridiplantae, Streptophyta, Magnoliopsida, Brassicales, Brassicaceae. The record is from RefSeq and is a predicted model, not a curated record.
GUGAGUGGACGUGGAUGGCUCAUUAGCCGUGGACAGGUAUGACGUUACAAGUGGUAUCAUAAGUAAUUAUAAUUCUGAAUGCAUUUUUUUAGAUAUUUUUUUAAAAAAGUUGGUAAAAAUUUCUUUGUCCAAUGGCAUAAAACAUUGAGUAAUUUAGUUAUCUUAUCUUAAAAUUAAUUAUAAAGUUUAAUAAUAAAUACUUGAAUAAUAUUUUUGAUAAAUAUAAAAAAUCUUGUUGCUAACUACUAUUUUGUUUACUAGUUUAAUUAUUUUCUCUAUUAUAAUAUGUAUGUAUUAUUUUUUUUAAGCAACCAUAAAUGCUCGCACGGUUCUAACAAAGAGGUAACCGGAGGCGGUAUCUCCAACGACGGUAAUGAGAACAACUGUCUACCGGAGAGAGAGAAGUGGAAUAAAAACCAUUAUCCUUUUAUAACUCUAUUUGACAAAACCAAUUUAGACUCUUUCUCCUUGUUGCAACUCUAUUUUUCAAUUAUGUCUUCUCAUCCUCUUCAGAGAUCUCUAAUGGUUACCUCUAUGAGACCUGUCCUGUCGUCUUUUGAAGAGUCAACUAUGCUCAAAGGCUCGAGACUUGAGAACGACUUAUUGGUAGAGGCAACUUGGUACAUGGAAUCUAUCAGCAUAGAAUCUUCACUUGACUAUAAAAAAGUUGAGUCACCUCUUUUGUUGCAUGUUCUUUUAUUCUUUCGAGUUGUUUGCUAAUCCGCAUCAAAUCAUUUUAUUUUAAUAUAGUCAUAAUUUCAUACGACUGCAUGAUUUGGAUGUUUAAAAAUUAUUAUAGUUCAGCAAAAGUGUACGAUCAUAUAGUAAUACUAAAGGUUGAUAUGCCUAACAAGUAACAAUUGUUCAGCAAAAUUAUUUUAGCUGGUCAAGAGUUAUGUGCCUAACAUUUUCUGAAACUUUUCUUUUUGGUCGACUACAAACUCGCACACAUUCUCAGAUUUUAACUCUGUUAUGAUUCAGCAGUAACUUAAGUACAAACCAAACCAGUAGGCUGUAACAUAUAAGACCACCCGCAUCGGGGGUUUAUGAGGGAGUCAUGGGCUCGGUAUCAUAGGGCUUUUCGAUUAAAAAAAAUAAAUAAAUGGGUUUCAACCCGUGAACCGGGUCUUCCAAGUGAGCCCGUAUGAUACGGGGUCAUGCCACGCGGCGCAGAGGGAGUGGCUACGCGAUCUCGCGUGUUGAGUGAGAAAAAAAGGGUAUCGCGUGAAAGAUCCCAUUUUCUCUUCUCUCUUCGAAAUCUAGGGUUUCUCUGUCUCUGAGGCGAUUUCGUGUCGGAGUCCAGAGCCGGAGCUUUUCUCGAUCAAUUCGUCGUCGGAGUCACUCGUAAACGCUCUCAGAUGGAUCCCGAAGCAGAGAUAAGAGACACAAAGAGAAGAAAGGAGCACAUCGAUAUGCUUUCAAUCGUGUGUGAUUCAGAACACGGCAUUCCGACGAGGUGUCCCUGCGGUGGGAGUAUAAUUCACGAGGUUCGUGGGAAGGAGGAAUACGACACUCUCCCCGGCAAGCGUUUCUUCACCUGCAUAAACUACGAGGCUGAUGGUUUUCAUUAUCGUCAGCCUUGGGUCAUUGGUGUGCAGGAGCAUAUCGAACGGCUCACAAGUCGUGUGGAGGAGGUGGAGGCGGUGAUCAAGUGGCUGCCGGAAGUGAAUAAUAAGAUUAAGAGUCUGGAGGCAGAGGUAAAAGCCCUCACUGUGGAGGUUGAUAGGCUCACUGGGAAGGUUUAUAACCUGACCGUGCAAGUGGAUCACUUGGAGAAAUGCUGCUUCGACUGAAAACACAAAGGUCACGGGUUCAAGGAGGAGGAUGCGUGGAUGGUUGCAGGUCUCUGUUUCUUUAUGUAUCAAAUCAAGUCACGGGUGGUAAUGUAGUAGUAGGUGGUUGUAGUGGUAGGGUAUGUAAGAUGGAAUCACGGGAGAGUGUAGUUUUUUUCAACUUUCUACACUCGUUUUAUGUAUCAAAUCAUGGGCAUGUCCCAAGGCUUUACUUUUGUACUCACGGGUGUAUGUACCCACAUGCUACUUGCUUCAAUGUUUUUCUAUAUAAAUGACUAUGUGUUUCAUUCAUGCAUUUUAUCAAAACUAUCUUACCAUCAAACUAUCAAACAAGAAUCACCAAUCAACACAAGGAAUCAACUCUACUACUACUCAACCCCACGGAUCAUCUCUACCAUUCAACAAAGGUAAGUUGAAAACCAAAAAUUCUUAGUAAAGUUAUAACCCAAAAAACUAAGGUUAAAACCCAAAAUAAA